UGCGGUUGUCAUGGUAGGGCGUCAGGGGCUUCACAGGACUAAAACCUAAGGCGUGCACUGAUACAAACGGCGUUACUUUAUAGAGGCAUGGUGUCCCUUUUGGGGACGGAUAGUUACAGGACGGUGCGUACGUGCACGGUAACUGCAACAGUUUACUUCCAAAACCGUUGAGCGGUUUGUUCUUUUUAUAUUCAAAGACAGCUAAAGUUCAAGCUAGCUUAUUAGUCAUUUAAGCUAUGAAGCUAGCAAUAGCAGUAGUCUGGGAGAAGCUGGUGAGUGUUUUUAAUAUUUGGGUCAUGUUUUGUAGAAGCUAUGAAACGGACAGGUUUGUGCUCACAGAUUCCCAACGGUAGCGUUUAAAGUUCACCUGUUGAAUGUUGUUUUUCUUGCCAUGCUAGUAUUUUAUUUAGCUCUCGCUUUACCCGUACCAUUAUCUCUCAAGAGAGCUUGUUAAUGUUGUAAAACUCAAGCGUGUCCUUUGCGCUAUUAUUAUUGUGCGUUUAACAAAGUAUAUUAGGUGUAGUUGCAGAUGUCCCUCUUAAAUAUCGACGCCUUGUUCAGGCUCCUCGGCGACCAGUCUAACAACAACAUAGCACCUGUCCGCAGCACACGGCCUACUUAAAUCCAAUCAGUUUGUUUCAUAAAAGAGUAAGAACGAGAGUCCACUACUGCUGGACCGCUAAACUACAACACACUUUGUUAUUGUCUGUUUUCACAAAGCAAGCACAGAUUCGAAAUAAGUAAUUUUCUAUAUAUAUAUAUAUUUAUAUGUAUAUGCAAACAUACGUAUGUGCCAUGUGGAGUGUCAUCAUGUGGUGUCAGACCCAUAAUGCUUCCAUAUCAUGAGGAGAAAAUGACACUAUGAAGAGAGCAGAGGUGAUAUUGAUGUGAUCUAUGGGUUCACAUUCUCAAAGGGACAGCAUGGAAAAUGAAAAAACCCCUGACCUACGUGAAGACAACCUGGACUCAAGUCGCCAUUCCCUGAGGAGUACAAAGAAAGAUUCUCGAGCAUCCUCUGUACAGAAGCACAAAAAAAACAAGAUCCAGGGGAAAGAAGGCCGUGUUGAGAGCAGAUCGAAAACACAAACGCGGUGUUCAGAUUCGGAUCGCGACCGGAUAUCAGAUGGAGAGGGACGGAGAAGUGAUGGUUCAUUUUACUCUGAAGACUAUGAGCAAGCAACACCUUCUGAACGCUCACUUUCCUCAUUCUCCCGGUCUCGGACCCCAUCUCUCACCCCACAACGAGGGGUGCGGACAAAGCGGGCCUCCAGAAGCUUUCUCCACAAAACCGGUGGUGCGGGCCGCUGGGGUGCGUCUCACUCACAGCGACUAGGCAACCUGUCUUUGACCCAGCAGCAUCGCAGAGGUGUGCGGUCACAAAGCAAAGAGUCCACCCCGCCUAAAGACCUGGACCUGGUUACCAAGCGUAUGCUGUCUGCACGCCUCCUAAAGAUCAAUGAGUUGCGCAAUGCGCUUUCUGAACUGCAAUAUCGCAACCGGGAAAUACAAAGGGAAAAUCAAAUUCUCAGACAACUUCAGGUGCGUCAAGAGAAAGCCCUGCAGCGUUACGAUGACACGGAGAGCGAGAUUUCCCAGCUACUCUCACGGCACUCGAAUGAGACCCAUGUGCUGCGCGAGAGGCUCAGGCGCUCACAAGAGCAAGAGCGGGCCGCUGAGCGGCGAUUCAAAGACAGCGAGGAGCAACUACAAAAGAGCCGGCUGACCAUUACACGUCUGAAGAAGCUGGUCAACCAGCGAGAAUUGGGCACCAGAGAUGAGCUAAACCGUAGCUUAGAGGAAGAGAAAACACGAGCCCAGGAUGCCGAGCGUAAAAUUAAGGAACUGGAGCGGAGCGUGGAGCUGACCAGCAGCAGUUAUCAGCGACAGUUGGUUGCAGAGAAGAAGAAGACCAUCAGUGCCCAGGAAGAGAUUAGGGCUCUGCAGGAGGAGCUGGACCGGCUGACCAGCAGGCUCAAGGAAAAAGAAAGGGAACUUGAUGUGAGAAAUAUAUAUGCCAACCGCAUAGUAAAACCAUCAUUAAGAAAAGAGACUGAAAAUGGCACAAACACAAAACGGAAAGUCACCAGCAGGAACAGCACAAAGGCCGUACAGACUGAGGACAGAGCGGUCAGUCUGGACUUCCCCACGCCGCCCCCUGCCAUCAGCGACGCUGACGGAGACAGCGAACAGGCUCCUGAUGAAUACUUAUCUCUUAAGGAACUUGAUAAAAUGGACAGACCUGGAGAGCCAGAGAAUGACUCUGAAAAACAGAAGCGGGAGAAAGAAAAAGCAGGGGAGAAGGAGUUGGUGAAGGAGAGAGAGCUGGAGAUGGUGCAGAAACAUAGCAAGGAGCCAGAUGUGUUAGAAAGGAAGGCAAAUCGAUUCAGAGAUGGCAGGGAGAUGGAAAAGGAUGAAGAGGAAGAAAGAAAGAGGACAAGUUCCCUCUUCAGUCAGAAGGAGGAAGAGACCUACUGGAAGCAUAGUCAUGUCCAGGAGGAGGUCCCCAGGUGGAACCAGGAACUUCAGUCCCAUCAGCAAGCAGCAGAGGAAGCACGUCGCAAGAAAGAGCAGCUGCUGGCUAAGAUGCGUGAAAUAGACCGUCAAAACCAGGGAGCGCAGGACUCCAUGUUUAUUGACCCAAGCCCCUCUGAGCCCAAUAAGAGUACCAGUAAUCAUUUUUCUCCACAUCCGCCAGAGCAGAGAAAGAAUUCUUCCAUUUUCAGCCUCACAGAAUCAGCUGAGACGAGUACUUUGCCCGCUGGAAGCGGAGAGAAUGGAAGGAGGAGGUCAGGCACAGAGAGUGGAGCUAUCACAGCAGGAAUGGGUAGAAGAAAUCUGCGUUCCCAAACCUCCAGCGAGGAUUUGGCGUUUGGAGGCUAUGCACCUUCAUUUGGGCACUCGGUUUUUCGAGCGUCCUCUGGCUUCCCUCCACCUCCGCCCAAAGAGGACAGGGACUCCCCAUUAGAGGCCAUAGGAAUUUUUAAUUUCAGAGGUGUGGCUGCAGAUAAGGACAAGGAAGAAAAACAAACGGACAAGAAGGACAAGAAGUCAAACCUCUUACAGCAACUAUUUGGUCCCCAGGCCAUACUUGCUGGGGACAAUAUGAGUGUUUCCAAUAAAACGGAAGUACUUGGUCGUCCACCGACCCCCAAUGGAGUGCGCUCGAGACGGGAAGGACUGCUUAGCUUCAGCUCAGGGUCUUCAACUCCUCCAGCCUCCGCUGUUAACACCUUACAGGUUGCAGACAGCAGGCCUGCCGUCAGGGCCAUCACCUCAUUUGAUGAUGACAUAGAAGAGCUCGCACUAUAAAACCAACCUGGCUCUGCAUAUCUGAGCCUCAUGCAGGAUAUCACACUAGUUGAAUUAUUAAAAACGUGGCAUUGUCCUUGUACACUUGAGCACUUUGAAGUGUUUUGUAAACUUUGUCGUUACUGUUCUUUGUGAGUUGUAAAUCUAUGUUUUUGUUUUUAAGGCUCUUUGUUUGGAAGUAAUGAUCUUAAGUCUUUUUAAGGUUUAGGUUUUUAAGAGAAAAUGCCACAAAAAUACAAAGAGGUUAGACAAUCAGUGUGUGUUGAGUGCUGGAGUAAUGUAUAUUAUUUUGUAAAAUGGGUUUUAUAUUUUACAGCACAUUCAGGUUCCUGUGUCAAAGCAAAUGUCCCCAUUCUAUGGACCUCUUCUGCACUGUUUCCAGCUGGUAGCACCAUGAUCGCAAUGACAAUCUGCACUACAAACCCUCAGUUUCACUUUUAUACCUAUACCUAUUUAUUCUUACUAAUGUUUUCCUGUUUGUCUUUAUCUACAUAUUAUGAUGAGAUACUGUACAGCACUCUCAGGAAAGUGUAACUUUUUUUUCCUGCACAUUUUUAGAUGUAUAACUCGUUCCAAACGCUUUGAGUGAUUUCAACAAGUUAUUUAUGAAAACGUUCACCUUGUUCAGGACAAUUUUGCAAUGUCUUUUGGUGUAUAUAUCUUAAACUUUUUUCCAAUAUUGAACUUUUUGAGAGUUUUUGUUUUGUUUUUUGUAUUUAGCCAUCUUGAAAUGAAUGGAGAAUCUUUCAAAUCUUUCAAAAACUUUGACCCCUUUCAGUGUCAAACUACUUUGGCAUAUUUUCAGCUAGAAACAUCAUUCAACUCUUAAACAGGUCUGAAGACAUUCAAUUAUCAACUACCUGAGCUCCUGCUUUUAAAUAUGACAGUUUCAAUUGCAUUCCUAUGGGGAGAGGUUCAUGAUGUGACACACCUAAUACUUCAGCAAAUUUCAGAAUUGUGAGGAUGUUGUACAGCACACACGCAUAAACAGAAAUCCCCUUCCGGUAUUUAAUUAUUCUGUCUGUUUUUCAAAGUGUAAGUCCUUCAACUGAUUUCGACCAUCAGACACACACACACACACACACACACAGGACCAUGGAACGCUGACAUGUCUCAGCUCUUCUCCACAUUAGUCUGUGUUUAAGGCUUAGGUGGUGGUAGGACCCCUAUGUGUCGGUAUGUUUUUUUUUUUGUGAAUUUUGUUCUAUUAAAAUCA
Menidia menidia (Atlantic silverside) is the source of this 4525-nucleotide messenger RNA. Lineage: Eukaryota; Metazoa; Chordata; Actinopteri; Atheriniformes; Atherinopsidae. The record is from the annotation of a GenBank genome assembly.